Molecule: messenger RNA, 1096 nt
Organism: Symsagittifera roscoffensis
Lineage: Eukaryota; Metazoa; Xenacoelomorpha; Acoela; Convolutidae
Product: large ribosomal subunit protein uL4m-like
Exons: 1
Coding region: 33-1025 (330 amino acids)
Biological process (GO): translation
Cellular component (GO): ribosome
Molecular function (GO): structural constituent of ribosome
Source: RefSeq, a predicted model, not a curated record
GUUAUGUCGAAAAUUUUUCUUUCAGUUGUGUAAUGUCAAAAAGUUGGAUAGCGCUGCGGCGUUCUAAUUUUGUACUAUCAAAUAAUUGCCUUCAAUGUCACAGUUUAAUGCGAACUUCGCCUGUUUCAAGCAGUCAUCAGAAUAAAAAUGUUACCCCGCAGUUUCAACAAUCGUCUUCGCAAUCUCAAGUUGCUACUCAUUCCUUGCUACAGUCUAUAAUCGGAACAGGUGACCCAUUAGUUGUAAAGAGAUGGGAGAACUUCAGACCUAGCUUACCCCAGCCCAAAACUGCCUGGAUUGACCAACUGACGAAUGUUGAAUGGGGUUAUCCAGUCGGUUUGGUGACACUACAUCCAGAUGUCUGGUACACACACCCAAGACUAGAUCUUCUUAGAGAAGUGGUUGAUUGGCAGGAUAAGUACAAAAAAGUGGAGUGGGAUUUUGUUCCAAAUCGGGGAGAGUUGGUUGGUGGCGGACCUAAACCAUGGCCUCAAAAGGGUACGGGCAAAGCACGACAAAGUAGUGUCAAUGCACCGCAUUGGAGAGGAGGAGCUGGUCCCUUUGGACCGCGAGGUCCCCACUCUUUUUACGUACCAAUGGCACCUGAGAAGCGAGCACAUGCGUUACGCAUUGCGUUAACAUGCAAAUAUUUACAAGAUGACGUCAAAUUUGUUACUGAUUAUUCCGAUGUGUUUCCUACUGGUGACGAGUUUUUGUCCGAAGUACGAGAAUCUAGAGGUUGGGGCUUCAUGGCACUUUUUAUUGGUUUGAAAGAAGUUGAAGAUUUGCCAGAACACUUUCGAAGUUGUGUUGUCGGACAAAAAGAUAUUCACUACUUGCCUCUGGGAAUGAUAAGCGUUAAAACUUUGAUGAAGUUUCCUACAAUUGUAAUGGAUAUGGCUACUUUAGAUGAACUGGAAGCGAAACUUCUGUUCCAGAUUCAUAAAUUUUCAGAAGCUUCAAAAUACCCGGGAACUGAAGAAGUCAUGAACUUCAUGAAAAAAUUGUCUUGUAUUGAAUCUUAAAUUACUGCAAGCUUUGUCUGCUUUUAUGAAUCAUGUUUUUGUUUAAAUAUGAAAUUAAUUUUUUUCUUUCA